Plasmodium vinckei vinckei is the source of this 1902-nucleotide messenger RNA. Its product is annotated as rhomboid protease ROM8, putative. The coding region runs from base 1 to 1902 and encodes 633 amino acids. Gene Ontology annotation, cellular component: membrane. The transcript has 4 exons. Gene Ontology annotation, biological process: proteolysis. The record is from RefSeq and is a predicted model, not a curated record. Lineage: Eukaryota; Apicomplexa; Aconoidasida; Haemosporida; Plasmodiidae. Gene Ontology annotation, molecular function: serine-type endopeptidase activity.
AUGGACAUAAUGGAAAAAGAAAACUCUUGUUCAAAUGCUAAGAUAUUUUUAGAAUCAGAAAAUAAAACCGAAAAAAUUGAUGGCGGUAAAGAAUAUGACGAUGAUGAUAACAAUUUAAAAAAAAAUAAUUUUGCAAAAACAAAGAUGGAUGAUAAUGCGAGUGAAAAUAAAAAAGCUGAUAAUCACAAUGGCGGAGAAAAUGAAAUAAAUAAUACUAAAAACGAUAAUACAAUGCUAACUUCUAAUGGUGGAGUCAUGCCAUCAAAUGACGAAAAUAUGCUAUUAAGUAGUAAUAAUACAGUAAUUUUAUUAAAAUGUGUAAAUAAUAAAAGUAAAGUUAGAAAUAAUUCUAAAAAUAGCUCCAAAGGUAGCUAUAAGAAAGAGAAAUAUAAAAGAAGUCAUACAAAAAAAGAAAAAAAGUUUAAAGUAAAUAGUGCCGGUGAAGAUUUAUUAUCUGAUUCUCGGGAUUAUCCUUCUUUAAAAGUGAAUUAUAAAAUUAAUAAAAAAACAAAGAAAAUGGUAUUUCCCCAAAUGACAAUGAAUGAUAAGAAUGAACGAAUUUCUAGUAGUAUAUGUACAGAUAAUGCACGAUUUAUGAAUUUUUUAAAAGAGCAUGGAAAAAAUGCUCAUUACAAAAAUCGUAAAAGAUAUAACAUACGGAGACAACAAAAAAAAAGUAUUCAAAAAAAAGAUGAUAAUUUAAAAACAAUAAAUAAUUAUAUAUUAGACAUUCAUGAUAGAAAUAUGUCUAGUGCAAAUAUAGGAUCAAAUAAUAUACAUAAAUCUAAAACAUCGUUAAAAUAUCAUACACAUGAUGAACAAGGUGACCAAGCUUAUUUAAGCGAAUUACAAAUUGCAGAAAACGAACAAACUGUAAAAAAUAAAAAUCGUUUAAAAAGUUAUUUAAAUACAAUUAAAGAGGAAAAUAAAAUUAAAAAACACAAAGAUAAAAUUAAAGCAUUCUUGUCUCAAACUCGAUCCUUUAUAUUUCGAAAAAAAACAUUAAGAAAAAGAAAAGAAAAAAUUAUAAUAUUUUUAAAUCAUAAUUAUACACCACCAUCUGAAAAUGGAAAAUUUAAUGAUCAUUUUUAUAAAACUAUACAUAAGGACGAUUUAGAUAAUUUAGAAGAAGAAAAAAUAUAUCUUGACAGUAAUAAAGGAAAUACUAUCAAAAAAAUUAUAUAUAGAAUAUUUCCACAAUUUUCCAUAUUUAGUUUAAUCUUAUUUGUUACAUUUAUUCAAUGGGUAGUAUUUAUUAUACUCAUAUCCGUAAAAUCUGAUUUUCCUUUAACACCAUCAAAUGAUUCGUUAAAGAAUUUUGGCAGUAAUUUUCCUUAUCAAAUUUUUAAAAAGGCAGAAGUUUAUCGCCUUUUUACAGCUUUGUUUUUGCAUUCAAAUUUCAAUCACAUUUGUGCCAAUACAUAUGUCCAGUUAACUGUCGGAUUCUUAUUAGAAUAUUUGUAUGGAACAUAUGUCGUUUUUUUAGUUUACGUAUUCACAGGCAUAUAUGGAAUAAUAUUAUCAUCUCCUUUAACAUAUUGUUACUCAACUACAGAAAGCAGUAGUAGUUCAUCGGGAAUUAUUGGAAUAUUUUUUUCAGAAAUUGUGAUGAUGACUAAUUUUAAUGUAGACACAAUUAGUAUUAGUGUUCAUUUAUUUUGUUUUUUUCUUCUUCUUUUAUUUCUUAAAUUCUCAUUGAACACUAUCAGUAUUAAUAUUUAUAGCCAUUUUUUUGGUUUCAUUGGAGGAUUUUUGAUAGGAAUUAUUUUAAAGCGUAAUCAAUUGAAAUACUUUUUAAAGAAUAAUUUAUUAAUUCAAAUAUUAUCCCUCGUUUUUCUCAUUGUAAGCUUAGCAACUGCUAUUUAUAUUUCAACAUCUGUCAUCCAGAAUUGCCCAUAUUAG